ACACAACCAAACACACCAGUAACAAGAGAAUAACCUUCCUCUAUGAGAUAUUUUCCUUCGUUUUUUUAAGGCGUUAAUUAUUAACCUAUUAUAAUAUUAUCCCUUGUAAAUUGAUUAAUUAGACAUAUUUAAAAUGCCAAAUAGACACAUCCCUUUUCUAGCAAGAACAGUUUUAGUAAGGAAUGGCAAUGUUGAUGAAGCUGCUAGAAUUUUGAAUAGAAUACUAGGAAAAGAAGGAAUUUUGGACCAGUAUCGUAGAACAAGAUAUUAUGAAAAGCCAUCUCAACAAAGGAGGAGAAUUAAUUAUGAAAAAUGCAAAGCCAUCUAUAACGAAGACAUGACAAGAAAAAUGCAAUUUAUUAUGAGAAAAAACAGAGCCGAUCCAUUUCCAGGAUGUAUUUAAUAUUUCUUUUAUGUUGAUUGUGUCAGAUGUAAUUUCUUACAUAUUUUUUAAAGUGUUUAGACUUUUAAUAUUGUCUUCUAGCCUAGUUUUGUAUUUUAACACUUUAGUGUAAACAAACAUAUAAUUAUAUUAAUAAAUUAUAUAUGUUAUUAAAAUUUCAAUUUUACAUCAUUUAUUAUUUCAUUAAAAUUUAUUGUAUUCUUGAAGAGAAGUUGGUUGGGGAUUGCAGUCAUUGGAAGUAAAAAAAAUAAAAAAAACCUGUACCACUACAACCAACCCAUGAAGGGUCUUGAUUUCAGUGCUAUGUAAGGAAGUCAUGUUAAUUAGUCAUUGGCUGUGCCAGGAGGUGAUUUGACUGAUAUGCUCAACUACCAGGUUUUCUCCCUUAAUUAAAUAAUUAAGAGUUUCCUCUUUAUAGAAUCCGGGUAUGCCCCUUGGAAGGGCGGUGUGGCCUGUGUGUGCACAGCACCAUUUCAGGUCCCAGUGCCAAAAGGAGAGGGCUUUUAAUUCUGGCAUAUUUAAUUCCCUGGUAUGGAAAAAUCUGGCAGCAGGGUGGCUGAAUAAGGUAAUGUGUGUGCACAGCACUGUGGGUUGCCAGGCAAUGUGAUAACUGAAGGUAGGUGGAAAAAUAUUACGAGUUCAAAUCCCCGUACCUGGAGGGAAUUUUAACUCGGCAUAUUUCCCAUCAUCCUCCCCUGGACUAGGAAAAACUCUGUGUAGCUUAAAAGGCAAGGAAGGGGAAAAAAGUUUCCAGAAAAAUCUCAUAUAGUCUAAAAGGAGAGGAAGGGAAGAACAAAAAAAAAAGUGGGUCCCAGAAGGGUCUCCCAACUUCAGGAUCGUCGAUUCUAUGAAGUACAAAGUAAUAAUAAAUUAUAUUUUAUACGCAUUCAACAAUUUAACCAUCACCAAAAACUCAUUGUACACUUUUGGUACAAUAUAUAUAAUAUAAACCAAACAGCACAUAAAUGUGUCAUAAAAAAAUGAUGCACACUACAUUAUCUAUCAAACUAAGUUACACUAACAAGGUGAAGUCAUCGAAUUACAGUCAGUAGAACAAUCUCUGUUUUUUUUAUUCAGAAUCAAAAAAUAUUGGAAGGGUAUUCGGGUGUUUGUUCCUGUUUAUCUUAGGAGCGGAGAAAUAAAUUAUUUUUAUUAAAAUUUAUAAUUUUUUUUGCAUGGAUUUCUAGUUUAUUAUGUACCACUCAAUUUAUUUUAUUGUUUUGUAAAAUAACAAAAAAAUAUUUAAAAUCGC
Molecule: messenger RNA, 1655 nt
Organism: Nezara viridula (southern green stink bug)
Lineage: Eukaryota; Metazoa; Arthropoda; Insecta; Hemiptera; Pentatomidae
Source: the annotation of a GenBank genome assembly